Messenger RNA from Pseudonaja textilis, 2271 nucleotides. It is a transcript of the gene KLHL33, whose product is annotated as kelch like family member 33. NCBI's taxonomy places the organism in Eukaryota, Metazoa, Chordata, Lepidosauria, Squamata, Elapidae. The record is from RefSeq and is a predicted model, not a curated record. Gene Ontology annotation, molecular function: protein binding.
AUGACCGGCGUGGAGAAACUCCCAGAGGUGAUGGAAACUCCAACAGAACAACAGUUGGAACUGCGGAGUGAGGGCCACGCAGAAGGAUUUUUCACUGCAGCUCUCCAGCUGAGGGAACAGGAUCUCCUUGUGGAUACAGCCGUGACUUUGGGUCAAAAGGACUACAAAGCCCACAGCAUCCUUCUGGCUGCAGUCAGCUCUGUCUUUCUGCAGCGUCUAGAGAGCGGGGUACAAGAAGGGAUGAAUCUGGACAGUGUGACCACGCCAUCUGGCUGGGAGGCCAUUUUGAAUUUUGCCUACACAGGAGAGUUAGAGCCUACUCCAAUCAUGGCUGAAGACAUCUUAGAUGCAGCUGAGGCCCUGGGUGUCCCUCGUGUGGCUGAAAUAUGCAAGGCAGUGUUGAUAGGGACAGAGAAUGAGGGCAGAUUGAGUCCAGUGGAAGAGAAAUGGAAGACGCUACAGAGGCUAGAAGAGCUGUACAAUGAAGGCAUUGGUUGGGACACCGAACUUAAAGCUGAAGGAGAUACAUUUCGAGUUCACCGCUUGGCCUUGGCUUGUGGCUGUGAAUUCUUCCAUGGUAUGUUUACCAGUGGCAUGAAGGAAACUCAACAGGCCAACGUUCCUCUUUGCACCCAAUUCACUGCAGCUGACCUGGGGCUGAUCACCUCCUUUGCUUACUCAGGAGUGCUGAGAGGUGGGUGGGAUUAUAUAUUUGAAGCUGCACAAGCUGCUCUUCAGUAUCAGGUCUCUGGCAUCUUGGACCUCUGUCUGGAUCUGUUCCGCUACAAGCUCACUCCAGAAACCUGUUUGGAUGUUCUGUCUUUUGCCCAUGCUUAUGGCCUACACGAUCUUGAAAACACUGCAGAGAAGUUUAUAUUAAACACCUUUGCUCUUGUCAUGAAAACACCAAAGUUCCUAGAUCUUCCUGUAAACCAGCUGGUGGACUUCCUCAGUUCUGAUUCACUCUACAUCCUCAAUGAACUAGAAGCUUUCGAAGGAGCCGUCCGUUGGUUGACUGCUGACUGGACUGGGCGGAUGAAUUGUGCCGAAAAAAUGUUGCACUGCAUCAGAUUCCCACUGAUGUCCAACCGAGAACUCAAACAGGUGAGGAAAGAAGAGAUGAUGGCUGAUCCUGGUCGCCUCUACAACCUCAUGGUUCAAUCCUUAGCUAGCAUUCCACCAGGCCCUUCUAAGAUGGAGCAACUUCCUUGCCGGGUGAGAUAUCCAGAGAAGGUCAUUGUGAUUAGCGGAGGAGAUACUUUGACAAAAAAUAUGGCUACUCGCAGUCCAUGCCAGGAUUUUUGGUUCACCCACCGCUUCCUCAACGGCAUCGGCUUGGUCAAACAAGUAGAGUGGCGUCGUCUUGGAUACCUCCCAGAGAAACCACGAUUCCGGCAUGCUGUAGUGGUCAAGGACAAUAAGAUGUACCUCUUUGGGGGAAAGCAUUAUUAUGGCGUCAGGGAUACCAUGUGUUCAGUGUUCAGGUUUGAUCCUCUUUGCGGGAGUUGGGAGCGACUAGCUGACAUGACCAAUUGCCGGAGCUAUUUUCCUGCAGUUUUCCUGUGUGGUUUCUUCUAUGCUUUUGGGGGGAGCUCCAAUGAGGUCUAUUGCCUGGAUUCUGUGGAGUGCUAUGAACCUCAGAGCAACACAUGGAGGCCUUGCGCACCCUUGCCCACCCCAGUCUGUGGCCAUGCAGCUUGUGUCCUGGAUGGAUGGAUCUACAUCACGGGAGGCAGCGACGGCUCAUGCCGCUGCCAAUCCUCUCUGAUUCGGUAUUGCCCAGAUGGCCCACCUCUCCUUCUGACUCCCAUGCAGGAAGAGCGAGCCGGGCACAUCAUGGAGGUGCUGGAUGGGCGGAUCUAUGUGGCUGGUGGUCUACGAUGGCGGGACGGGCACGGGGGCUACGCUGACCAACUGGCCUGCGAGGUGUACAGCCCAGAUCAGGAUGUGUGGGUCAGGUUGCGUCCUCUUCCCCAAGCUCAUGUCAUCGCUGCCUCUGCCGUGCUGAACGGGGAACUGUACGUCCUAGGAGGGUAUAGCCACAAUACCUACCGAGAUACGCAUCUCAUUCACUGCUACAACCCUUCUCAUGACCGUUGGGUCAACCUGGGGACGAUGCCCCAGGCAUAUGCGGAUCUAAAGGCCUGCAUUUUAGAAGUUCCCUCCUCUUACAGACAAAGUGAACCAUUGAUCCUGGAUGCUCCUGACUUGGAGGUCCCCACUGAUGCUUUGCUGGAUAUGCCCUACCAAAAUUCUGGAUCAAGCUGCUGA